Messenger RNA from Zingiber officinale, 2307 nucleotides. RefSeq lists its product as uncharacterized. Bases 1 to 2307 code for a protein of 768 amino acids. Lineage: Eukaryota; Viridiplantae; Streptophyta; Magnoliopsida; Zingiberales; Zingiberaceae. The transcript has a single exon. The record is from RefSeq and is a predicted model, not a curated record. Gene Ontology annotation, molecular function: zinc ion binding.
AUGGUUGCACUUCUUAAUAAUUUUAUGGGAUCAAUGUCUCAUGUUGGAUCUUCUAAUGGAUUUGUUGAACUGAAUUAUGUACCAAGUUUGAUAUCUAAACCUACAAUUCAGAUGACUGUAGGUGAAAACAUCAAUAUGGGUCCUCCGUUACCAUCUCAAGAUUUUGUUGAGCUUCCUCAUGUAGAAUCUCCAAUGUAUGAUACCAUGAUUCCUUUUCCAUUGCCACCGGAGGUGCAGUUGGAUGAUGAGGCACGGAGUAGUGAAUAUUCUCAAUCUUCUGAAGAUAGUGGGGACAUUUUGAGCAUUCCUAUGGAUGAUGACUCUCCUGAUGAUGGUGAUUGUGAUACUCAUCUUAAUUGUGGUGAGAUUCCACCAUAUAAUGAAAGGGUGAUGCACUUCAUGAAUGAUAUAGGGGAGGAAAAUGAUGAUGACAAUGUAGAUCGAGAAGAUGCAGUUCAUAUUGAUAUUUGGAGUGAAUCAAAAAAUCAAAUUCGGCUAGGAAUGCUAUUUGACAGCAAGUCUCAACUGCGGAAAGCCGUGACAUUAUGGUCUAUCAGUCAAAAUCGGGAGUUUAAGGUAGUUGAAAGCAGAAUCAACAAAUGGGUUGCAAAAUGCAAAGUGGCGCCGUCAGACAUAGAUUCUAACACUGGGCCUGAGAAUUAUAGGUCACCGUGUCUUUGGUGUAUUCGUGCAGUUCAUAAGAAGACGCAUAAGAUGUGGCAAAUCACUCGAUGGGUAAAUAUGCACAAUUGUCUUGGCUCCAUCAGUGGCAAUAAUAAUAGAAAUUUAACUUCAGCUAUCAUUGCGUCUCACAUUAUUCAUCAAAUUGAGGUGAACCCUGGAUAUCCUGUAAAAAAUGUCCAAGCUGAUAUUAAACAAUCAUUGCAUGUUGAUAUUUCAUACAAGAAGGCAUGGCAUGGGAGGAGAAAAGCCAUAGAGAUUGUUUAUGGAAAUUGGGAAAGUAAUUUUGCUGGGCUACCUUCGUAUAUUGCAGCCUUAGAGCAUUCUAAUCCCAAUACUAUUGUUAACUGGCAUCAUCACCCAAGUAGCACUGAAAAUGUGAAAGUCUUCAAAUAUAUAUUUUGGGCAUUUGGACCAGCAAUUGAUGCAUUCCACAUGUGUAGGCCGGUUAUCAGUGUUGAUGGUACACAUUUACGAGGGGCUUAUAAGGGAAAGAUGCUUAUAGCUGUUUCUAAGGAUGCAAACAAUCGCAUAUUACCUGUUGCUUAUGCUAUAGUAGAUGAGGAGACUAUAGCUAGUUGGUGUUGGUUUUUUGAACAAUUCAGGUAUUAUGUGGCACAAGAUAGACAAUUAUGUGUUAUUUCUGAUAGACACCAUGGAAUUAUUCAUGCUAUGUCAAAUUUAGAGGAAUGGAAGGAACCAAUUGCAUAUCAUAGAUUUUGCCUUCGACAUGUUCGAAGUAAUUUCAUGACAAAGUUUAAGAAUGUCACUUUGAAACAUUAUUGUUGGGCUAUUGGCAGUACUACUCAAAGACGGAAAUUCAACAGAUUUAGGAGACAGAUUAGGGCACUUGAUCCAACAGCAUGGCAGUAUUUGAGAGAUAUUGGCAUAAGGCGGUGGAGUCUUGCUUACGAUGGUAACCAUCGAUGGGGAUGUCUUACAACAAACACUUCUGAGAGUUUGAACAAUGUUUUGCGAGGGGCUAGAUUGUUGCCAAUUAAGGCAUGUAUUGAUUUGUCAUUUCAUAGAACUGUUCAACUUUUUCAAAGGUAUAAACAGGUAGCCCAUCAUUGUAAUACAGCCCUCCCGCCACAUCAUUGGAGCAAAUUCAUGGAGGCUGAAAGACAUGCACAAGGACAUCACAUUGAUGAGUUUAACUAUACAGAUGGAGUGUACAAGAUUGUAACAAGAAGACAAUUGAAUGGUAAAUGUGGUCAUGUACACACGGUUCUUUACUAUGAAAAAGAUUGCACAUGUGGAAAGUGGCAGAUGCAUAGAUUUCCAUGUUCACAUGCAAUUGCUGUUUGCCGACAUAGAGGGGAUAAUGCUAUUGACCUUGUGGAUGAAGUUCACACCACAAAGACUUACAUGGCACAAUAUUCUGGCAAGUUUUAUCCUAUUCAUCAUAAGGAUUAUUGGACAAAUCCAGGUUGGGAGAUUCAAGCAGAUUACUCAAGAUUGAUCAAUCAUGGACGGGGUCGGAGACGUGAAAGUCGAAUACAAAACGAGAUGGAUAUGAGGCACCCUGAUGAACCCCGUAGAUGUGGAAGAUGCCACCAAACUGGCCACAACAGGAGAAAUUGUCAAAAUACACACCCCAGGGUUGAUAAUGAAGUCGAUAGUUGA